AUUUAAAUUUCAAACCAAUAUUGCCAACCAUCACCUCAUUACUCACCUUAUUUAUUAUAGUCUCUCAUCUACAAAACCCAUAUCUCAGAUCCAACUCCAAAUCACAUACACAACAAUGGAGAUCGGUUUCUUGGAAACCCUAAAAACCCAACCUUUAUGGGUUAUUGUUCUUUUUCUCUUGGGUUCUUUAUCUAUAUUAAAGAUUUCAGUUUCAAUUCUCACAUGGGUUUACGUUAAUUUCUUAAGACCUCCAAAGAACAUCAAGAAAUAUGGAUCAUGGGCACUUGUUACUGGCUCCACAGAUGGCAUUGGCAAAGCUUUUGCCUUUGAAUUAGCUAAAAAAGGUCUUAACUUGAUCUUGGUGGGUCGAAACCCUAAGAAACUUGAGGACGUUUCCUCUGAGAUUAAAUCCAAAUUCUCAAAAACCCAGAUCAAGAAUGUCAUUUUUGAUCUUACCGGUGAUUUAUCGGAAGGUAUCAAGAAGAUUACUGAGGCAAUCGAGGGGUUAGAUGUUGGGGUUUUGAUAAAUAAUGCUGGGAUUUCAUAUCCUUACGCUAGGUUUUUCCAUGAAGUGGAUGAUGAAUUGUUGAAUAAUUUGAUUAAGGUUAAUGUUGAAGCGACUACUAAAGUGACACAAGCAGUAUUACCGGCGAUGUUGAAGAGAAAGAGAGGCGCAAUCGUGAAUAUUGGCUCUGGUGCUGCUAUCGUCAUCCCAUCAGAUCCUCUUUAUGCUGUUUACGCUGCAACAAAAGCGUAUAUCGAUCAAUUUUCAAGGUGUUUGUAUGUUGAAUACAAGAACAGUGGGAUCGACGUCCAGUGUCAGGUUCCAUUAUACGUAGCAACGAAGAUGGCGUCUAUCAAAAGAUCUUCGUUUUUUGUACCAUCACCAACCGGAUAUGCCAAGGCGGGGCUACGGUGGUUGGGGCAUGACCCACGCUGCACACCUUACUGGCCUCACUCCGUCAUCUGGGCUUUGCUAAACUCGUUGCCGGAGUUUGCCGUGGAUUCUUGGCGCCUAGGGUUCUGCCUCCAAAUCAGAAAGAGGGGACAACUCAAAGAUUCCCGGAAAAAAGAAUAGUGAUUAAAAAAGCAUCACUUGUAGCCUAAAUGGCAUGUAUGUUGUAUCUUCUUGGAACGAAGAUCUUGUAAUAGUAACUUAUUUGAAUCAUAAUAAACUAAUUCGGUUGAGCAUAAAAAA
This is a messenger RNA of Lactuca sativa (garden lettuce), 1198 nucleotides long. It is a transcript of the gene KCR1, whose product is annotated as beta-ketoacyl reductase 1. Gene Ontology annotation, molecular function: ketoreductase activity. Lineage: Eukaryota; Viridiplantae; Streptophyta; Magnoliopsida; Asterales; Asteraceae. Gene Ontology annotation, cellular component: endoplasmic reticulum. The record is from RefSeq and is a predicted model, not a curated record.